Messenger RNA from Medicago truncatula (barrel medic), 1280 nucleotides. RefSeq names its product transcription factor MYB52. The transcript is spliced from 3 exons. Gene Ontology annotation, biological process: regulation of DNA-templated transcription. Lineage: Eukaryota; Viridiplantae; Streptophyta; Magnoliopsida; Fabales; Fabaceae. The coding region runs from base 358 to 1083 and encodes 241 amino acids. Gene Ontology annotation, molecular function: DNA-binding transcription factor activity, RNA polymerase II-specific; RNA polymerase II cis-regulatory region sequence-specific DNA binding. Gene Ontology annotation, cellular component: nucleus. The record is from RefSeq and is a predicted model, not a curated record.
AUAUGUUUGUUAGCCAAAACGUUUGCAUCAAUAUUCUUCCCACUCUCUAACGGAAAACUUCCCAUCUUCCCCCACCAUAUAUUCUCUUCCCAUGUCUCUUUCCACUUCUUGUCUUCAAUAUUGUUAGCUUGUUUCUCUCACCUUUUCUUAUAUAUAUAUAUCCCUUUUCAUCUUCAACUUUUCUUUGAUAUAUAUUGUUAAUUUUCAUAUAGCCUUGAGUUGAUCAUAUAGAUCAAAGCAAGAAGAAGGGUUUCUUCUUGAAUUAGGGUUUCUUCUUCUUGAAUUAAUUAUAAUUCCUAUUCUUGAAUUAGGGUUUCUUCUUCUUCUUCUUAUUUUUAGCUAGGAAGAUAUAUUAAUAUGUGUAGUAGAGGCCAUUGGAGACCAUCUGAGGAUGAGAAGCUUAGGGAGUUGGUGGAAAGCUAUGGACCUCAUAAUUGGAACGCCAUAGCUGAAAAUCUCCGAGGAAGAUCAGGGAAAAGUUGUAGGUUGAGAUGGUUCAAUCAAUUGGACCCAAGAAUAAACAGAAAUCCUUUCACGGAGGAAGAAGAAGAGCGUCUUAUAACUUCUCAUCGGAUUCAUGGUAAUAGAUGGGCGGUAAUUGCAAGACACUUCCCCGGACGGACUGAUAACGCUGUAAAGAAUCAUUGGCAUGUGAUGAUGGCGAGGAUUCGUCGAGAAAGGUAUAAGAUCUAUGCAAAAGGUCCUCUUGAUCAUCACACAAUUUUCUCUUCAAAUGAUCAUCAAACAAACUUUGAGAGAACAAAUCUCCACUCCUUUGUUGAGAAGUAUCAUGAAAAGCAUAAUCACCCUCGUGUCUCUCAUAGCUCUUUCCAAUUUCCUAAGUUUCACUUUCAUGGUCCAAAUUCUUGUUCCACAAUGCUUCAAGAUAAAAAAAGUCAAUCAAUUGAGUUCUAUGAUUUUCUUCAAGUAGAUUCCAAUAAAAGUGAAGUAACUGAUAAUGCUAGAAGAGAUGAUGAGGAAGUCAAUCAAGAUGUUAUGGAACUGAAGAACAAGGAAAACAAUGUUCAAUUCAUUGAUUUUUUGUCUACCGGAAGUUGCAAACAUAGUUGCAAAAUCAAGUGAUUAUCCAACCAUUUGUAUGAAUUGAGUUUGAUUAAUUAGAACAAUAUCUCGAUCUAGGUGAUGAUCAACACAUUUAAGUUGUAACUAAAGCACUAAUCACACACAUAUAAUGUAUUUAAGGACAUGUAUGUACACUUGUAACAUGUAAAAAGAAUUGAAAAUUACAACCAUUCUAUUGCAAAAUUUGUGGAAAAAUA